CUCCUCCCCCGCCUUCUCUCUCUAAACACGUUGUUUGCUCUCUCUCUCUCUCUUCGUUUUUCUUUUUUUUUUUCCUUCAAAAGUUUUUUUUCGUUCUGUGAAAAUUUGGUUGGUUGAAUUUCAAAGUCGCGAGCGACGCCGGGGGAAUCUCAGGAUCUAAUUCCCAGAUUCCGGCGACCGUCCCGGCCUGGAGCUCAAUGGUUAAUCAGGUUUGUCGUGCCGGUAGUUCGCAGAAAAUAACACAGAUUUAAUUCCGAUUUUAGGAUCCCGAUUUCCUUGGAAUUUCUUCCGGUCGGGAUGCAAAAAGGGACAAUGUCGAAGGUUGUCUACGAGGGAUGGAUGGUGAGAUAUGGGAGGAGGAAGAUCGGAAGAUCGUAUAUCCAUAUGAGGUAUUUCGUGUUGGAACCUCGGCUUUUGGCGUAUUACAAGAAGAAACCGCAGGAUAAUCAGCUUCCCAUCAAGACCAUGGUAAUUGAUGGCAACUGCAGAGUAGAGGAUCGAGGAUUGAAGACGCAUCAUGGACAUAUGGUUUAUGUUUUAUCCGUCUAUAACAAAAAAGAGAAGCACCAUAGAAUAACGAUGGCAGCAUUCAACAUCCAGGAAGCACUAAUGUGGAAGGAGAAAAUUGAGUCAGUUAUAGAUCAGCAUCAAGAGUCCCCAAUUGCAAAUGGUCAGCAAUACGCUUCUUUUGAAUAUAAGUCUGGAAUGGGAAUCACAAGAACUGCUUCAUCUUCGGACCAUGAAAGCCAGUUCAGUGCACCCGAGGAUGAAGAUAAUUCUCAUCGUAGUUUAUUAAGGAGGACAACGAUUGGAAAUGGGCCACCUGAACAAAUACUUGACUGGACUAGGGAGUUUGACGCAAAGUUAUCAAAUCAGAAUACCAACAACCAAGCAUUUUCGAGAAAACACUGGCGUCUCCUUCAAUGCCAAAAUGGGCUUCGGAUUUUUGAAGAGCUUCUUGAAGUUGAUUACCUUCCAAGAAGCUGCAGCAGAGCAAUGAAGGCUGUUGGUGUAGUGGAGGCCACAUGUGAGGAGAUAUUUGAGCUUGUGAUGAGCAUGGAUGGAACUCGUUAUGAGUGGGACUCCAGCUUUCAGUACGGGAGCUUAGUCGAAGAGGUGGAUGGUCAUACAGCAGUACUCUACCAUAGGCUUCAGCUUGACUGGUUUCCGAUGGUUGUGUGGCCUCGUGAUCUCUGUUAUGUUCGUUAUUGGCGUCGUAAUGAUGAUGGGAGCUACGUGGUGUUGUUUCGUUCUAGGGAGCAUGAGAAUUGUGGCCAACAACCUGGAUAUGUUCGGGCUCAUCUUGAGAGUGGAGGAUUUAAUAUCGCCCCACUGAAGCCACGAAACGGGAAGCCCAGAGCACAGGUGCAACAUCUAAUGCAGCUCGAUCUAAAAGGAUGGGGUGUGGGUUAUCUUCCGGCAUUUCAACAACAUUGUCUUCUUCAAAUGCUGAAUAGUGUUGCUGGUUUACGCGAGUGGUUUGCACAAACAGAUGAUAGAGGUGUUCCUCCCAGGAUCCCUGUCAUGGUUAAUAUGGCAUCGACUUCGUUGAGCUUGAGCCGAAGUGGAAAACCUCAGCAUCUGUCUGCCCUUUGUGCUGACCAAGCAAAUGCUAGCAGCAGAAACUCUGUGCUAAUGGAUGAAGACUCAGAUGAUGAUGAUGAAUUUCAAAUAGCAGAAUCAGAACAAGAGCCUGAAACAAAUAAGCCAGAGACUGAUGUCAAGAGAACAGAAGAACCUGCUCACGACAUCGAUCUGUCGUGCUUCUCGGGAAACCUACGGCACAAUAAUAAUGAGAAUGCCCGUAACUGCUGGAGGACUUCAGAUGGCAACAACUUCAAAGUUCGUAGCAAGAGCUUCUGUGACGACAAAAGAAAGGUUCCUGCUGGGAAGCAUCUAAUGGAUCUCGUUGCUGUCGAUUGGUUUAAAGACACUAAGAGAAUGGAUCAUGUGGUCAGACGUAAGGGCUGUGCUGCACAAGUUGCUGCAGAGAAGGGGCUAUUCUCAUUGGUGGUAAAUGUUCAGGUUCCCGGAUCAACACAUUACAGUAUGGUAUUUUAUUUCGUGACGAAGGAACUAGCACCCGGAUCCCUCUUGCAACGAUUUGUAGAUGGUGACGACGAAUUUCGGAAUAGUCGGCUGAAGCUUAUACCUUCAGUUCCUAAGGGUUCGUGGAUAGUACGCCAAAGCGUGGGAAGCACACCGUGUCUUCUGGGGAAAGCGGUGGAUUGCAACUACAUCCGCGGUCCUACCUACUUAGAAAUUGAUGUCGAUAUCGGUUCAUCAACGGUCGCGAAUGGAGUCUUAGGUCUUGUCAUUGGAAUGAUCACAUCAUUGGUCGUCGAAAUGGCUUUCCUUGUACAGGCAAAUACACAGGAGGAAUUGCCGGAAAGGCUGAUCGGGGUGGUUAGGGUUUCUCAUGUAGAGCUGUCCUCGGCCAUAGUCCCGAAGCUGGAGUCAGAUUAAGGCGCCAAGCCCUAAAACAUUCACAUUGGGGCUUCCAUAUUUGCUGUGUCAUAUAAACAGGUUCUUGGGUCAUUCUUCUUCUUUUAAUAUCGUUUUGUUAAAGUCGAAAUUUUACAGUAAGAAAGGAAAAGCAAAUAAUAAUUUGUUGCAGGAGUGUGGUUCCUCUAUGCAAUAAUAUUGUGUUUUGCCAUAUUCUUUAGUGUUCGUCUUAUCGGUAACUUAAUGUACACUAGUCACACUUACCUGAAUCCAUUUCGGAUUUUGUGGGAUAUA
Tarenaya hassleriana is the source of this 2739-nucleotide messenger RNA. Its product is annotated as protein ENHANCED DISEASE RESISTANCE 2-like. The transcript is spliced from 23 exons. NCBI's taxonomy places the organism in Eukaryota, Viridiplantae, Streptophyta, Magnoliopsida, Brassicales, Cleomaceae. The record is from RefSeq and is a predicted model, not a curated record. Bases 298 to 2466 code for a protein of 722 amino acids. Gene Ontology annotation, molecular function: lipid binding.